This is a messenger RNA of Micropterus dolomieu (smallmouth bass), 744 nucleotides long. RefSeq names its product ATP synthase inhibitory factor subunit 1b (gene atp5if1b). The record is from RefSeq and is a predicted model, not a curated record. NCBI's taxonomy places the organism in Eukaryota, Metazoa, Chordata, Actinopteri, Centrarchiformes, Centrarchidae. The transcript has 3 exons. Gene Ontology annotation, molecular function: ATPase inhibitor activity. Bases 90 to 413 code for a protein of 107 amino acids. Gene Ontology annotation, biological process: negative regulation of ATP-dependent activity. Gene Ontology annotation, cellular component: mitochondrion.
GUCUGACUAAUAAUGGCGCUGUCCUGUGGCGUAAUUUUGGGGGACAAGGGCAAGUUGCUGUCAGUGUUGUUUUCAUAUGAUAGUCAAACAUGGCGAGGUUUUUAAGGCCUAACAUCAGGAGUUUUGUCACUUCACAGCUGAGAAUGUCAUCCGACCAGCUGGGUGAGCUCGGUAAAGGUGCAGGUAAAGGUGGUGGCGGUGGAGGGUCCAUCAGAGAGGCAGGUGGAGCCAUGGGGAAGAAGCAGGCCGCUGAGGAGGAGAUGUACUUCAAGCGUAAGGAGCAGGAGCAGCUGGCUGCAUUGAAGCAGCAUCACCAGGAGGAAAUUGACCACCACAAAAUGGAGAUUGAACGUCUGCAGCGCGAGAUUGACCGCCACAAGGGAAAGAUCAGGAAGCUGAAGCACGAUGACUGAGUGAAACCUUCAUAAAAAAAAGUUACAGUUUUCUCAACAAUUCUUCAGAUUGCUGAAUGGACCGUGUCAACGGGCCAGUCAUGAAUGUGUGGGUGAUUAUUCUGUAAAUGCUUGAAAGUUAUUAAAACGGUUCAUAAAAUGAUUAGUGUUUCCAUGGCAUGCUGUGACACAAGUUGUAAAACUUUUUCAUCACUGUUUUGUAGUAUGUCAGUGUGCUGUCUGUUGCAGGCAAAUGGCUGAAGUGUUAAAACUUAAAUAGCUUUAAUGCUUCAUAUGGGAACAUCAGCUUAUAAUCUUGUGUGAUGUAUAAAUAAACUUGUAAUGUAAAUGA